Messenger RNA from Chironomus riparius, 1104 nucleotides. The record is from the annotation of a GenBank genome assembly. NCBI's taxonomy places the organism in Eukaryota, Metazoa, Arthropoda, Insecta, Diptera, Chironomidae.
GAUCAGACCAUUUUUCUCUUUUAAAGAAGCUAUAAAAGGAAUGAUAUUUUAAAGAAUAUUAAGCAGUCUAACUUUGCAUUCAUAACUUGAUUAAUAAUAAUCCUUCAAUAAUCUCAACUAAUCAUGAAUAAAUUAAUUUUGUGGAAUUUCCUAAUUGUCGUCAUAGCUCUCAAUAAUAUGGCAGAAGCAUCUCUACCAGAACAUCCUGUUUGUGGUGUACAUACUGGAGAUAGUACAUCAGCAACAACCGAAUUCCCAUGGACUGCUCAUAUUGUUUAUACUAAGCCUGGAAAUAAGAAAGGUAUUCAUUGUCGCGGUACUUUAAUUAAUGAACGUUAUGUGCUUACUGGUGGACAUUGUGUUAGAAAACUUCCAAAAACAUUCGUAUUAUCUCACGUUAAGCUCGGAGGAAUCAAUUCUGCUAAUGACAUUGCCGUUGCUGAGAUAAUUCCUAAUGAAAAUUAUGAUGCUGCAUCGAACAAUAAUUUAAAUGACAUUGCUUUAUUAAAAUUAGAGAAAGACGUUCAAUUUAAUGAUAAGGUUCAACCAAUUUGCUUGCCAGUUGAUGCUGCAGACAGAAAAGUUGAUCUUACAUCUAAAGUUUUGAAAAUAUCUGAAUAUGAACAUAGCAAGACAGCAAACAAUGUUGAAGUUUAUGAAGUACCAAAAAAUGACUGUAAAGUUUAUUAUGACACGCAAAAAAUUAGUAUUCUCGACUCACAGAUUUGCGCCGGUGCUGAAUUAGCUAGAAACAGCUGCAAAGGAAGUGGUGGUGGAGCAUUGAUGAAAUAUGGAACUUCUGCCAAAUCAAACACUCAGCAUUUCACGCUUGUUGGCGUUUCCUCUUUUGGACCAAGAAUGUGUGGAACUAUAGCUGAACCUGAUGUUUAUACUCGAGUGUCUGACUUUAUGGAUUGGAUCGUUAGUAAAGUGAACUGAAAUUGGAUGGAAAGAUGAUAAAAUUUUUUUUUGCGUUACAAAAUAAAUGAAUGACACUAAAGAGAACUAAAUGGUUAAAGAAGUUAUAAUAAUUUUUGAAAAUAAAUUGAUCAAGUUUCAAGUUGUUAUUAUAAAGUUUAAAUAAAAUGUAAAGUUUCCAAUGAA